AUGGCGCUCAGCUUCCACCCGACAACCGCCUCGCUGUUCGGCCACCACCGGCUCCCCGCCCCGAACGCCGCGGCGGACAUGAGCUUCCUCCAGGACGACGACGACGACGUCCACUCCGAGGUCACCGACGCGCUGCUCGGCUUCGUGUACGACCCGCUCGACGCCUCCAACGCCGCGCUCGACGACCUCCUCAGCCUGCCCCCGCCCAGCGACGCCACCGCCGCCGCCUUCCUCGCUCCGCGCGACGGCGCCACCGGGGCCGAUCAGAACUCCGGCAAGAGGCAGCGCAUUGGCGGUGGCAACCAGCAGGUGCCUCUGAUGAACGACGAGUACGUCCUGCAUCUGCCACUGCCGCCCCCGCCCGUGGUCCCGGUCCUGACGACGCAGGUUCCCGAGCCCCUCGUGUUCGUGCGCGGCGCGGACUCCAACAAGAACGCCGGCGGCGGCGCGUGCCAGUCCGUUCAGAAGUCGGCGGCGAGGCAGCGCCGGAAGCGGAUCAGCGAGAAGACGGCCGAGCUGGCGCGGCUCAUCCCCGGGGCGCACAAGCUCAACACCGCUGAGAUGCUGGAGGAGGCCGCUCGCCACGUGAAGCUCCUGCAGGCACAGGUCGGCGUGCUCGCCCUCAUGCGCGCCGCCGGCUCAAGCGAGAUGAAGGAGGAGAAGAUGCCGUCGGCCAUGGCGCAGGAGCGAAUGCACGCGCUGCUGGCGUGCGGCGGCGUGCAGGAGCUGCUGACCGCUGAGGGCAAGUGCCUGGUGCCGACGAGUCUGGUGGACGCCGUGGCCAAGGACGCCGACGUCAAGGCCAACCCGGUGGUGCGCAGGGACCUCGGCCGGUUCGUGGCGUCGCUGCAGGCGGGCCAGUGA
Messenger RNA from Sorghum bicolor (sorghum), 864 nucleotides. RefSeq lists its product as uncharacterized. The coding region runs from base 1 to 864 and encodes 287 amino acids. The transcript is spliced from 2 exons. Gene Ontology annotation, molecular function: protein dimerization activity; DNA-binding transcription factor activity, RNA polymerase II-specific; RNA polymerase II cis-regulatory region sequence-specific DNA binding. The record is from RefSeq and is a predicted model, not a curated record. Gene Ontology annotation, cellular component: nucleus. Gene Ontology annotation, biological process: regulation of transcription by RNA polymerase II. NCBI's taxonomy places the organism in Eukaryota, Viridiplantae, Streptophyta, Magnoliopsida, Poales, Poaceae.